GGCACUCACUUCGGACGAAUAUACUCUGACCUGCUUUGGGCAGGAUGGACAAAGUGCCUCUAAUUGAUUUUUCAGCUUACAGUCUGGAUCGUGAGAGCCCAGAUCCAGAAAGGUUUCAGAAGCUUAUUGAUGAAGUUCAUCAAGCUCUUACUACCAUCGGGUUCAUGUACUUGAAGAACGUCGGGAUUCCAGUUCAAAAGAUUAAAGAUGCCUAUUCUUCCUCCAUGAAAUUCUACUCAUUACCCGGGGAAGAAAAACACAAAUAUGCUGGACCAACGGGAACAAACCACGGAUACCAACGGAUGGAAGAGGAAAGGACGAAUCCGGAUGUACUUUUCAAAGAUCUGAAAGAAGUGUUCAACUAUUGUCCAGCGGCCGGAGAAAAGACGUUUCCAGAGAACGCCCUACCAGAGUUUAAAUCGUCUCUGAUCGAGCUCUUCAACGCGAUGGUUCCCCUUAAUAUUAGAGUGAUGGAGGUCAUGGCCAGAGGCUUAAAACUCCAAGACCCGCACUUCUUCCAGGACAAAUUCAAAUUGGCGGGAACAUCAAAGAGUCACACCACCCUGAGGAGUGCGUAUUACCCCUCCCUGGAGGGUGUAGAAAUAAAAGAGGGUCAACUCCGUUGCGGAGAGCAUUCUGACUAUGGAGGCAUUACACUCCUCAUACAGAACAAUCCCGGUCUCGAGGUGAAAAAUGUUGACAACAAUUGGGUACCGACACCACCGAUAGAGGGCACUGUGGUUGUUAACAUUGGAGAUCUAAUGCAGAGAUGGACGUCAGAUAUACUGGUCGCGACAAAACAUCGGGUCGCUAUCCAAAGUGAUCAAAUGGAACUUAACCAUGAUCGCCAGUCCCUGAUCUUUUUUGGCUACCCGGAUAAUGACGUAAUAAUUGAAUGUACUGACGGGACAAGCAAGUACCCUCCAAUUGACAGCACCGAAUAUCUCUUUUCACAGUUCCAGGCAGUCCGCGCUAAGAAUAAUUGAUAAUAGAUGUCUUUUAUCUUGGGCAACCAGUCAUAUCUAUUAUUUUCGUCAUCAUAAAAUUUCUUCGAUUUUCACUGUAAAUUUAAAUUUAAUACUUUAUAUUAAUAUAUAUAUAUAUAUAUAUAUAUAUAUAUAUAUAUAUAUAUAUAUAUAUAUAUAUAUUAUAUUCAAAGUUUUUUUUUCUCACUCUCUCUCACUCUCUCUCUUUCCCUCUUUUUCUGUGUAGACAGGGUUGCCACCACAUGAGGGGGGGGGGCAGGACAGGAGUCAGUUUCCUCAUAUGACUCUCAAAGUAAAGAAGCCCCAAAAAGAGAUAAAAUAAAGAGAGCAAGGAAGAAAGAACGAUUCAGAGUAUGAAGGAAUAACUCUGGGUGGAGUAACUCACGUCAUGUGCACCCCCCUCCUCAAUGAAAUAUCUUGACGCCGCCCUUGACCCUUAAAACAAAACCAAACAAAAAAGGGAAUCAAUGUAGAAUGUUUACCAAAAGAGGUUCGUGAAAUAUAUUUUGCCUUACAUACAUAAAGAGCAGCAGCAACAUUUAAUUUCAGGACGAUGCAAUUCAUUUAGCGCUCGUCACAACUUCCAACGCACUAAUUGUUAUCCACACAAUUUCAAUCUUGGAAAACUGAAGUUUUAUGGAAUUAUUAUGGAAUUAAGGGUAACGAAUAUGCUUGGAUGAAAGCGUAUAUAACAAACAGGAGACAAUCUGUCUAGUAAAUAAUUGUAUCAGUGAAAGUGUAAAAAUUAGAUCGGGCGUCCCACAGGGAUCCGUAUUUGGUCCAUUAAUAUUUUGUAUUUUUAUCAAUUAUAUAUGUAACUUGAAUUUGAAUGUUAAUUCCAAAAUUUGUCAGAUGAUACUGCUCUGUUCUGUUAUGAUGUAUUAUCUAAGGAGGUUAAAAAAAAUCUGCAAAGUGAUUUUGAUGUUAUCUGUAAUAAGCCAGUUCGUAGUUCCUUUCUGCGCAUGAUCAAAAAGAUUAUACGCAUGAUCAGAGGAAGGUCAUUUGUACUAAAGUGACAUGGUGGUUUAAAAUCUAAUGAGACAAGCACCAACUUUGAUGUCUUGAUUAUUUAUAUAUUCUUUUGAAUUGUGGUUUUCAUUUACAUCCACAAAAAAAAAAUGCGUCCACGAACGACUGGUAUUUCACAGUUUGCCAAGUACAUUGUGCAACAUGCAGCUAUGAUAUGCAUUCAAAGUAGGAAUGCGACAAAUACCUUCAUAAAGGGUUCAUUGGUGUGCUAUUCUAGUCACCUGGUCUAUUCAAUCUAUUCAUCCUGCUAUGUAAGGCAAGCUUACGUAAUAUCUUGCUUUGAAAUCUGCCUAUCAUAAUGAAAGUUUUAAAAGGUCAUUUGACCAAAAUUGUCCCUGAAGUAACUACGAACUGGUCUAUUGGCACAACCUGUAAUAACGAUAUACAUUUGCAUCCAAGAAAGAUAAAAGUCAUGGCUUUUGGUCAUAGGAAAAGACUGAAAAAUUAUGUUUUAAAGAUAAAAUAUAGAAAUGAACCCAUAGAAAAUGUAAAUAUCAUCAAAUACUUGGGUGUAACACUUGACUCUGGCAUGACGUGGGGAUAACCUGUAUGUAGUAUCAUUUUUAAAAUAUCUUGCACGAUAGGUUGUAUAAGCUAGAGAAUCAAACAAUUCCUUCCACCUAGGAUUCUUAAGAAUUUAUAGUUUGCCAUGAUUUUACCUUACAUUGAUUAUUGAUGCACAUCUUGGGGAAGCUCUGCAAAAACCAAGAAAAGACAAAAACUGCAGAAUAAGUAUACCUGAAUAAUUCUGAAUAAGGAUUAUCUUACUCCCCAACAUGAAUUGUUGGCUACACUCAAAUGGCAAACGUAUUAAGUAUCAAUGUUGUGUUCUUGCUUUCAAAAUACAAAACGAUUUAGCCCAGCCUAUCUGGAACCACUUAUCUGCAAACGUACUAACUUAUAAACACGAUACUCUGAAGUCUGAACAAUGUCCCCUUCGAAUACCCUGCCCAAGGAAGGAUUAUAAAAGAAAGUUUGAAUAUGUUGCUGCCGUCUUAUUUAAUUCGCUCCACUGUAAAAAAAAAAAAAAAAAAAAAAAAAAUGCACGUCCCUCCAUGCAUUAAAAAACAUUGAAAAUCACUAAAGUUCUGACUGUCAUACAUGCAAUAGCACUGGAAUAACUUGAUGAUACAAUGAUUACAUAAUACUUGUUGAUUCACUCUAUAUGUAUGUAAUGAAUUCUAUUUUUACUUAAUUAUAUGUUAUAUGACACCUAGAUAGAUCCUUGCGAUUUGAUUGGUUGUUUGAUAUCGUUCAUUCAGCCCAUUUUGCAAUGACGUCAUCAACCGUGCAAUUUUGUAUCCAUUCAUCGUGCAAUUUUGGAUCCAUUCGAUUUUGUCCAUUGCACUCGCGCACCGAGACUGCAGCUCUUUGCAUGCAGCUCAUGCACCAGCAGUGCGCAUGUUGUAAUGACGUAAAAAUCACUGCAACAGACCGAACUCGCACUGCAUGAGCAUGUUUUGCAUCGAAAUUCAUGUAUUUCAUAUG
Lytechinus pictus (painted urchin) is the source of this 3503-nucleotide messenger RNA. RefSeq lists its product as uncharacterized. The record is from RefSeq and is a predicted model, not a curated record. Lineage: Eukaryota; Metazoa; Echinodermata; Echinoidea; Temnopleuroida; Toxopneustidae. Gene Ontology annotation, molecular function: 2-oxoglutarate-dependent dioxygenase activity. The coding region runs from base 45 to 986 and encodes 313 amino acids. The transcript is spliced from 7 exons.